Molecule: messenger RNA, 2714 nt
Organism: Salvia hispanica
Lineage: Eukaryota; Viridiplantae; Streptophyta; Magnoliopsida; Lamiales; Lamiaceae
Product: cell division control protein 48 homolog E-like
Biological process (GO): autophagosome maturation; mitotic spindle disassembly; retrograde protein transport, ER to cytosol
Cellular component (GO): VCP-NPL4-UFD1 AAA ATPase complex; nucleus; cytosol
Molecular function (GO): polyubiquitin modification-dependent protein binding; ATP binding; ATP hydrolysis activity
Source: RefSeq, a predicted model, not a curated record
CUUUGGUAACAAGAAACGAAGCAAUUUUCACUAUAUAUUCCCAACUAUUCACAGUUGCUUCAAUUCAUCAACAAACUCCAACCCUUUUCGCAAAUUUGCUUCUUUUUCAGCAAUCCCCAGAACUCUACAACCAUGAGCAAUCAGCCAGGGCCAUCCGAUCCCAACGCGAAGAAGGACUUCAGCACUGCGAUUUUGGAGAGGAAAAAGGCGGCGAAUCGGUUGGUGGUGGAUGAGGCCAUCAACGAUGACAAUUCUGUAGUUUCUCUUCAUCCUGAUACUAUGGAGAAACUCCAGAUUUUCCGCGGCGACACAAUUUUGAUCAAGGGUAAGAAGAGAAAAGAUACUGUCUGCAUCGCCCUUGCUGAGGAUUCCUGCGAGCAACCAAAGAUUCGGAUGAAUAAGGUUGUCCGGAACAAUCUCCGAGUUAGACUAGGAGAUGUUGUUUCCGUGCACUUAUGUCCUGAUGUGAAGUAUGGGAAGCGAGUCCAUAUUCUCCCUGUGGAUGACACCAUUGAAGGGGUUACUGGAAACCUUUUUGAUGCUUACCUGAAACCAUAUUUCCUUGAGUCAUACCGGCCUGUGAGGAAGGGUGAUUUGUUUCUUGUGAGAGGAGGAAUGAGAAGCGUGGAGUUCAAGGUCGUUGAAACUGAUCCUUCAGAAUACUGUGUUGUUGCCCCUGAUACGGAGAUCUUCUGUGAAGGAGACCCCGUAAGAAGGGAGGAUGAGGAUAGGUUGGAUGAAGUUGGUUACGAUGAUGUGGGUGGUGUUCGUAAGCAGAUGGCUCAGAUUCGUGAAUUGGUCGAGCUGCCGCUGAGGCACCCACAGCUUUUUAAAUCAAUCGGAGUGAAGCCUCCAAAAGGAAUUCUGCUUUAUGGUCCUCCUGGAUCUGGGAAAACCUUGAUUGCCCGGGCUGUGGCUAACGAGACUGGUGCUUUCUUCUUCUGUAUUAAUGGACCAGAGAUAAUGUCAAAAAUGGCAGGAGAAAGUGAAAGUAACCUCAGGAAGGCCUUUGAGGAAGCUGAGAAGAACGCGCCUUCUAUCAUAUUUAUUGAUGAAAUCGACUCCAUAGCUCCUAAGAGAGAGAAAACCCAUGGAGAAGUAGAAAGGAGAAUCGUAUCCCAACUUCUGACAUUGAUGGAUGGGCUCAAGGCUCGUGCUCACGUUAUUGUAAUGGGUGCUACAAACCGUCCCAACAGCAUUGACCCUGCUCUUAGAAGGUUUGGGAGGUUUGAUAGGGAAAUAGACAUAGGCGUUCCUGAUGAAGUAGGGCGCCUCGAGGUGCUUCGUAUCCACACAAAGAACAUGAAACUUGCUGAAGAUGUUGAUUUGGAGAGAAUUUCCAAGGAUACACAUGGUUAUGUUGGUGCCGAUUUAGCUGCUUUGUGCACUGAGGCUGCCCUUCAAUGCAUUAGGGAGAAAAUGGAUGUGAUAGACUUGGAAGACGAUUCCAUUGAUGCUGAGAUACUGAACUCCAUGGCUGUCAGUAAUGAGCAUUUUCAGACUGCUCUUGGAACGAGCAACCCCUCUGCUCUCCGUGAAACGGUUGUUGAAGUGCCCAAUGUCAGUUGGGAAGACAUCGGAGGCCUUGAAAAUGUCAAGCGCGAGCUCCAAGAGACGGUUCAAUAUCCGGUUGAGCAUCCCGAGAAGUUUGAGAAAUUUGGAAUGUCGCCCUCGAAGGGAGUUCUUUUCUAUGGUCCUCCUGGAUGUGGAAAAACUUUGCUGGCCAAGGCUAUCGCGAACGAGUGCCAGGCGAACUUCAUCAGUGUCAAGGGGCCUGAAUUGCUCACUAUGUGGUUCGGAGAGAGUGAAGCGAAUGUCAGAGAGAUUUUCGACAAGGCUCGCCAAUCUGCUCCUUGCGUCCUAUUUUUCGAUGAGUUGGACUCCAUUGCUACUCAGAGAGGAGGCAGUGUCGGAGACGCUGGUGGCGCUGCCGAUCGUGUGUUGAAUCAACUCCUGACAGAAAUGGAUGGUAUGAACGCCAAAAAGACUGUGUUCAUCAUUGGUGCCACCAACAGGCCUGACAUCAUCGAUUCCGCCCUCCUCCGUCCCGGCCGUCUCGACCAGCUCAUCUACAUCCCUCUUCCCGACGAGGAAUCCCGCUAUCAAAUCUUCAAGUCGUGCUUGAGAAAGUCCCCCGUCUCCAAAGACGUCGACCUCAGAGCACUCGCCAAGUACACUCAAGGAUUCAGCGGUGCCGACAUUACCGAGAUAUGCCAACGCGCGGUCAAGUAUGCCAUCCGAGAAAACAUCGAAAAGGAUAUCGAGAGGGAGAAGCGAAGGAGCGAGAACCCCGAGGCCAUGGAGGAAGACGCCGAGGACGAGUAUGCUGAGAUCAAACCCGCACACUUUGAAGAAUCGAUGAAGUUUGCUCGGAGGAGCGUGAGUGACGCCGACAUACGCAAGUACCAGGCGUUCGCGCAGACCCUGCAGCAGUCGAGGGGAUUCGGCGCAGAAUUCCGGUUCACGGAGCAGACCGGGGGCAGCGCUGCGGCGGCGGCCGACCCUUUUGCAGCAGGCUCCGGUGCAGCUGAUGACGAUGAUCUCUACAGUUAAAAGCUGUUAUGUUGAAACUUGAAUAUUAGUACUACUAUCUUUUAUCGCUUUACUACACAAUUUGUUUAUUACUCCAUUUCUUACCAUAAGAUAUUCCGAUGAAUUAGAUUUGAGUACUUUUUUUAACUGUUUGUAAAUAAUGAAUGUUAUUUUUAUUUUUA